CGAUAGCUGGCGCCACACAGCAGUCAUGCGCGAACUACCAACUACCAAACACUAAUGUAAUCGUAAUUGAUUGUAAGUGGCGUGAUGUGAUUUCUAAUUAUUUCUAAUAAAUAAACGUGCGCGCAAAAUGGCAAUGUUUACUUUCAACGUGACAACUAAAUUGACUCGCGCCCCCAUUCUCUUGAAUUUCGUACGUCAUAAUAUGUUUAGAAAACGGAAACCUAAAUGGAAGGACGCGGAGGGUAAUUUCGAGGGAAAAAAAUAUGCAAACGUUACGUAUUUUCCAAGACAACCAGAUCAUGUUGAUCCACCAUUUGAGCCAAGCAAGUUACUAUUAGUAACCCGGGUAAAGGAGUUUGCGGGUAAUCCUUGGUGGGAAAAAGAGGUGCUCGAAGACUUAGGUUUCAAAGAUGAGAAACACGGAAAUGCUCCAGUGAUUGUAAAAAACACGCCAGAGGUAUGUGCCAUGCUCUGGAAGGUAAAGCAUCUGGUAAAGAUCGUUCCCAUAAAGUUACCCGAUAAACUGCCAACCAUGGACGAUCUAAAUGGCACAUAUUUACACGAGAAUGGCACGUUUUAUGUUAUACCGAGAAUAGAUCCUGCUCGCGAAGAAGCCGUAGAACAGUUUGUAAAUGAUCCAAAGAAGCUGAAUCGCGAUGUUAUACAAGACAAACUGAGACUUAAGUGGUUAAAAGGACUUUCUAUGUAAUAGAAUUUGAUAGUAAAAUUAAAUACUUGUUAAUGAGUCAUUUAUAUAAAUUUA
This is a messenger RNA of Solenopsis invicta (red fire ant), 763 nucleotides long. It is a transcript of the gene mRpL30, whose product is annotated as 39S ribosomal protein L30, mitochondrial. The record is from RefSeq and is a predicted model, not a curated record. The transcript has 4 exons. Bases 128 to 709 code for a protein of 193 amino acids. Gene Ontology annotation, molecular function: structural constituent of ribosome. Gene Ontology annotation, biological process: translation. Gene Ontology annotation, cellular component: mitochondrion; large ribosomal subunit. NCBI's taxonomy places the organism in Eukaryota, Metazoa, Arthropoda, Insecta, Hymenoptera, Formicidae.